Molecule: messenger RNA, 852 nt
Organism: Porites lobata
Lineage: Eukaryota; Metazoa; Cnidaria; Anthozoa; Scleractinia; Poritidae
Source: the annotation of a GenBank genome assembly
UCAGAGGAACGCAAGAAGAAGAGUGGAGCAGCCUGGAAGGUCGAGGAAGACGAGAAAUUAAAUAAAUCAAGAGCAUUUGUUGAACUCACUGAGUACAGAACAAAUGCAGUGGACAAUGAUACACAUUUCUUUAUACUUGCCGAACUUCAUAUUAAGCUGUAUUCGUUACAAACAGAGGCACACACUUUGCAGUCCCGCUAUAGUGUCAGUCUUACAAGCUCGUUUGGUGCUACAAUCCCCAACUGGCUCUUUCUGAUCUGCUUCAACAUGCUUUUUUCUCUUUUCUAGUUUGCUUUUUCUAAUUUGGACGUAAGGUGACAGGGUUGAUGCCACUUUGCACUUCAGUAACGUGUUUACUACUGUAGUGAUUUCAAUAUGAAACUUAAUUGCAACAAGACGGCAUAGUCCUGUUUCUUGAAUUCUAGUAAAUUGUCAAGGAGCGUUCUAUAAAUAAUUUUUCCGUUAAAUUAAUGGGUUUCUCAGAUCCUCUCUUUUCGAUUCUCACCCUAGGUAAAUAUGACAACGAUCCCAACUGAUUUCCAUCUUGGUGUGUAGAAACUAGUUUAAACUCAAUCAUGAUAAGACUGAAAUCAUGCUUAUCUUGUCGAUGUACCGUACUCGUCCACCCUUUAGCGACGUCAUUAAGGGUAAUGCAAGGCUAAGAACCACCACCAACAAAGCCUGGGAGUAGUAUUUGAUGACAACUUGCUGUUUGACGCACACGUCUCAGCAUUCUUUUGCAGAUUAUCGUUUCACCAACUCAGGAAUUUAUCAAAGAUAAGAAAGUGUCUCACACGGGAGUCUAGCGAAAUUGCAGUGCAUGCUUUUAUUACAUCUAAAACAGACUAUUAA